GGCCAGCAGCACAUGGACGGACGGACGGACGAAGAGAGAGAGCUUUUAUCCUCAUUUUACUACUCGUGUGCUGUGUGACGGUGAAUUUGGGCAGUUUUUUUCAUUUCAAAGGAGAGCGAAUAACGAGAAGCAGCCAGGCAGCAAAACCAACGAGCCAAACCAACAGCCAGCCAGCCAAGAAGAAGAACAACAGAACAGAACAGAGAACAGACUAAAUCAAGAACAGAAAGAACACGGACGGAUGAUCAAAAACCGACGAGCUUAUCUUCUUGUGUCUCUCCCUCUUCUACUUCUUCUUGACUGCCUGUGAGAAUACUUCUUUUUUAAAAAAAACUUACGGAUUAUUGAAAUUUUGCUGAGUUUUUUUGUGGUGGUGGUGGGGGUGUGAACUGUAUUAAUUUGGGGGAAAUAUCAUCACCUGAAAAAUGGACAAUUAACGGAUAAUAGGACAGUUUUAGAGAGAGAGAGACCGACGGUGUGGGUGGAUUGGAUUGGAUGUGUGUAUGGUGUGGUUGUAAAAGUUGGUGACGACGAAUUUUUAACUAUUACUAACAAGACGGAGAAGAAGGUCGUCACUACUUCUUUCUUCUUCAUGUUGUCCUCCCGGUGGUGUUUGUUGAGAUAAGACACACUCCUCUCGGCGGCCGCUACUCUUACUGCCCUCGUCUUCAGCAGAAGGGGUUUAGCCUAGACUGUCAGAGUAGGAGGAGGAGGAAGUUUAAAUCCAGUGAAGAUGGCGAGUGACGAAGGAUUGCCGUCCCAAUUUGGGAUCGGGCUGGGUGAUUUGCGAGAUCUUAUGGAAAUACGGGGGAUAGAAGCGCAAGAAAAAGUUGCAGAGGUGGGAGGAACCCAGGAGAUAUGUCGAAGACUGGCUUCAUCGCCUAUAAACGGCUUAACUGGAUCAAAGGCAGACCUGGAGCUUCGACGCCAGGUUUAUGGUGCCAACGUCAUUCCACCAAAACCCCCGAAAACCUUUCUCAUGCUGAUGUGGGAGGCGAUUCAAGACGUGACCCUCAUCAUCCUUCAAGUAGCUGCCCUAGUCUCCUUAAUACUUUGGCUCGUAACGAAAUAUAGUUCUGGGGAUGACCAUGACGAGGAAGAUGACGAGGAGCAUGGCUGGAUUGACAGUGUGGCCAUUCUUGUGUCGGUCGUGGUCGUAGUGCUGGUUACUGCAUUCAACGAUUAUACCAAAGAGCGUCAAUUUAGAGGUUUACAAAGCCGGAUUGAGGGCGAACAUAAUUUUUGUGUCAUUCGGGGAGGAGAAGUGAGACAAAUUCCGGUCAGCGAAAUUGUCGUGGGUGACAUUUGUCAGAUAAAGUAUGGCGAUCUUUUACCCGCGGAUGGUAUUUUGCUACAAAGUAACGAUUUAAAAAUUGACGAAUCGUCACUCACCGGAGAGUCAGAUCAUGUCAAGAAAAGUGAGAAUACAGACCCAAUGGUGUUAUCAGGUACCCACGUCAUGGAGGGCAGUGGCAAGAUUGUCGUCACUGCGGUAGGCAUUAAUUCUCAGUCCGGCAUCAUUUUCGCCCUCUUGGGCGCUGCAGCUGAGGAAACUGAGAAGGAGAAGCCAAAAAAGAACAAAGUAGAACCCGUCAAACCCGAAACUCCAAGGGUUAUGAAGCGAGAUGAAGAGGCUGGAAUGCGACCUGUGAUUUCAAACAGCCAUCAAACCGCUGUCAGAGAUGGGAGACCACCUCCAAUUCCAGAAGAAGCUCCAAUUCCAAAGGAAAAAGUGGAGGACAAAGGACAUGAAAAAUCCGUGCUGCAAGCUAAGCUAACUAAACUCGCCAUACAGAUUGGAUACGCUGGUACCGCAAUCGCCGUGUUGACCGUGGUCAUCAUGUUUGUUCGGUUCAGCGUUUUGACCUACGUAAUCGACGGAAAAGAGUGGCAUAUUAAAGAUGCCCAGAAAUUUGUGACAUUCAUUAUUACCGGUAUUACUGUGCUCGUCGUUGCCGUUCCGGAAGGUUUGCCAUUAGCUGUCACGCUGUCGUUGGCAUACUCUGUGAAGAAAAUGAUGAAAGACAACAAUCUUGUCCGACAUUUGGACGCUUGUGAAACUAUGGGUAAUGCCACCGCCAUUUGUUCCGACAAAACUGGUACUCUCACUACAAACAGGAUGACUGUUGUCCAAUCCUAUGUUUGUGGAAGUAAUCGGAAAACUACUCCAAACUAUGGCGAUUUACCUCCUCACGUUGCUGACGUACUUGUUCACGCAAUUGCUGUCAAUUGUGCUUACACUUCUCGAGUUUUGCCUCCAGAUAAUCCGGGAGAACUGCCGAAACAAGUCGGUAAUAAGACAGAGUGUGCUCUACUUGGCUUUAUUAGAGAUAUGGGGAAGGAUUUCGGACAAAUUAGAGACAGAAUCCCGGAAGAAUCGUUUACUCGUGUUUACACAUUCAAUUCCGUGCGUAAGUCCAUGAGCACAGUGAUCCCACGACAAGGAGGAGGAUACCGGUUGUUCACCAAGGGUGCUUCAGAAAUGAUAUUAAAGAAAUGCGCGUACGUUUACGGGAAGGAUGGAAAAAUUGAAAAGUUUCCCAGAGAGUCUCAGGAUCGUUUAGUUUCGGACAUUAUUGAACCCAUGGCUUGUGACGGUUUGCGUACCAUAGCAGUCGCAUACAAAGAUUUCGUUCCACACAAAGCCGAAGAGAAUGAAGUCCUGUCCGAAGGCGACCCCAACUGGGAUGAUGAAGACAAUAUUGUAAAAGAUCUGACAUGCGUGUGCAUCGUUGGAAUCGAAGAUCCUGUCAGACCUGAAGUACCUGACGCAAUCAAGAAAUGCCAGCGAGCGGGAAUCACAGUGAGAAUGGUCACUGGAGAUAAUGUGAAUACGGCUCGAUCCAUUGCUCAGAAAUGUGGCAUCGUCAAACCCGGUGACGAAUAUUUAAUUUUGGAAGGAAAGGAAUUCAACCAAAGAAUUCGAGACAGUAAUGGAGAAGUCCAGCAACACUUGAUUGACAAGGUUUGGCCAAAGUUGCGAGUUUUGGCCCGAUCCUCACCAACGGAUAAGUACACCUUGGUUAAGGGCAUUAUUGACUCGAAGGUAAACGAGAACCGUGAAGUCGUCGCCGUAACCGGUGAUGGAACGAACGACGGUCCAGCAUUGAAGAAAGCAGAUGUCGGGUUUGCCAUGGGUAUCGCUGGAACGGACGUUGCAAAAGAAGCUUCUGAUAUUAUUCUUACUGAUGAUAAUUUUUCGUCUAUUGUCAAAGCUGUUUUGUGGGGCCGAAAUGUGUAUGACAGCAUCGCCAAGUUUCUACAGUUUCAAUUGACUGUGAAUGUCGUUGCUGUGAUUGUGGCCUUUAUUGGUGCUUGUGCUGUGAGCAGCAGUCCUCUCAAGGCUGUGCAAAUGUUGUGGGUAAACUUGAUUAUGGAUACUUUGGCGUCCCUUGCCUUAGCUACUGAAAUGCCUACUCCGGAUCUUUUAUUGAGAAAACCAUACGGUCGUACAAAGCCCUUGAUCUCGCGCACGAUGAUGAAGAAUAUUUUGGGUCAAGCUAUUUAUCAGCUGGUUGUUAUUUUUUCUCUGCUCUUUAUUGGAGACAAGCUCUUGGAUAUUGAUAACGGCACUACUAUCACCGAACCGUCGACACACAUGACCAUGAUAUUUAACACUUUUGUAAUGAUGACUCUCUUCAAUGAAAUAAAUGCGAGGAAAAUUCACGGACAAAGAAACGUGUUCAAAGGAAUCUUCACAAAUCCCAUCUUCUACGUGAUCUGGAUUCUCACAGCCGGUUUACAGAUUGUAAUCGUCCAAUGUGGUGGAUUAGCCUUUUCAACUUAUCCACUACGAUUGGAAGAAUGGAUGUGGUGUUUGGUAUUUGGUGUUGGUGCUCUUAUCUGGGGUCAAGUUGUCACCACAGUUCCGACGCGAACACUGCCCAAAUUAUUAUCGUGGGGACGUGGGCACCCAGAACAGUACACUGACGUCGUACCUUUGGGAGAAGAAGGAUAUGAUGCGGAUGCAGAAAAAAGGCGAAGUGCUGGUCAAAUUUUGUGGAUUCGGGGGCUGACCAGGUUGCAAACGCAGGUCAUAGGCGGUGAAUUGCAAGAGAGAUUAAUCCCGGUUCCCUACAGCAAGAGCUCCACAGAUCAAGCUAUCCGUGUAGUUAACGCAUUCCGCCAAGGACUGGAUACUCGCUAUGGGGAGCGGAGUAACCCCUCGAUCGCUGCCGUGCUCCAAAAACAGGCGUCCCUCAGCAAACGCCUCUCCCAAACUUCUUCCAUCGAGUACGCCGACAAUUAUCCGUACGAAGUCUCGGCCCCAGAGUUUGAACGACUCAGUUCUCGAAGCCAUACGGAGACGGCGGUAUAGUCGACGUCGACGACGCCAAUGUCGCCGCCGACGCCACGCGUGCCACCACCACCGCAAAACAACGACCAUCUUACAACAUCACGACCUUCUUCGUGUGUAUCAUUCUCAGUUCAAUACAUAUUUACCGUUAACUAAGGAUACAAUUCAUUCGUGUGUACUCAAAAGACCGUUUCAGACAGGCCUACUCCACCCAGAAGAUAUAUAUCCAUGUAUAAAAAAAUAACUAUUACCUUCACAACAACAGCCAUUUAUUAUUAUUAUUAUUCGUAAUUAGUAGUUAGUUAGUUAGUAAGUAGAAAUCAAUCCCCACACGCUCCAGUUCUAGCCGGGCUAUAAUUAUGUAAAUAUUCUUAGUAUUUUCAUUCUUCUUCUCAUUUAAGGUGCGUAUCGAGACCUGCGCAGUGCGUGGGUCGUAAAUUAUACGCAGAUUUAUUAUUAACCCAACAACUUUAUUAUAUGUCGCCACCCUCCCUUCUUCAAAAAUAUAUUUACAUUUAUUAUUCUACCAACCACGGUUUGUCGACAAAGAAGAAGAAAAAGUUUCACAAAAAGAAGUGGGUACUGCCAAAAAAUCUACGGUACGGUUUAUAUAAAUUUUAGUGAGUGAGGGAGGACAUGUGUAAAAGUAAAAUGUAGUUAGUUAAUGUAACCCAAAAAUCACCAAUUUACUUCUCCGUGCUAAAUAAUAUACUAUAUACUUGUUACAUAAAUACGUUACGGCAUUUACUUUAUCUACAGAUAAGUCUUCUCAGUUGAUAAUCGUCGUCGUCACCACCAGUACUACUACUAAAUACCACCACUUACUAACUAACUAAAAAACCCACGUGUUAGAUAAUAGAGCUUGUGACUUCCAUCAUACAUAAAUAUUCUAGUCCAAAACUUGUUCUUAUCAAAAUAAAAGAAAGAAAACAGAGAGUUCGAAAAGCAUGCAUAUGUACCUUACAAAAAACGGAGGAAGAAAGUUUUUUUUCAAUAACGAUUAAUAAUUAGUUAAUAAUGCAAAAAAUACUAAAAUGAUGAAUGAUUAGAGAAAAGAAAAAACCCACUUUCCAAAUGUACUACUCUACUUCUACUCCUAAUUAAUUAAUUACUUAUACUUAUACUUUUAAAACACAAAUAUUUGUACCACCACUUUUUGGCUAUAAUUAAUACCUCACUACUAAAUACCCACGUAUGUACACAUAAAUAAUUAAUACAUACAACCAGAUCUGUUCCUUUAUUACUUACUUACUUGCGACGAUUAUAUAUCCAUUACGUAAUAACCUUAUCAUCACACCGGUAUCAGUAUCAGUCUAGUUUUUAUGCUGUAUAACGACAAAUAUUGAAUUCAUGUACGUUUCGUAUGUAUGUAUGUAAAUGUCUUUGUAUUUGCGUGAAUGUAUAUAAAGUUAAAGAAUAACUUUGUAAAAAAAAAUGUCAAUCUUUACCGUAAAAGUACAUCCUGUGGUCAGACCAGGCCACCCACCGUACAACUCAUCACAUCAGCUUUAAAUACCCCCCCCCACACACACAAAAUGUCAUCAUAAUUAAAAUCCCCCCACCUCGCCGCACGUGUCAUGUCCCCACGUGGUCAUGCAUAAAAAAACUGCGACACCUUUUCUCUUCCCAUGUCGACGUCCUUUUUAACUCAGAAAUGAAAUUAUUCUCGCCGCUCCGUGUCUAGAUUAUAAACGAAGAAAUGGCUGGCUAACUAAAAAAUGGGGCGCUCAAUUUUUCUAUACAUGUCAAAAUAGUUAAUUUAUUACGACUAGAUUGUAUUAUUACUUGAGAGACUCUUGUGACUGAAUUCCAUAUUUUUUCUCACCCUUUUUCAUACACCGUCAAAAUAUUUCUCUCUCACUCACUCACUUUUCAUUCCUUCUUUGUAACUAAUUUCGUUUCAGUAAUGUAAAAAUCUGCUUGUUUUCCACAGUGACUUUUCUUCAGGAAAAUAUAAAUCCAUGGGAUAUGGAUUUAUUUAAAAUUGUGUGUACUACUAAAAAAAUGUAAGGGUAAAUUUUUUUCUGGCAGAGAAAAUAUCUUCCUGACAUUUGACUAUUCCCCAAAUCCCCACCCCCACCACAUCAGGAUAAUUAGUAAUAUAUACUAACCUUUGGUUGCUAAAUCUACCUCUCUUUCCUCUAAUAUUCACCAAACAAAAUCAUACUUUUUAACGCAAUGACAAGUCAACCAACAAAUUCCAAAAUUUUCAGAAAAAAAAACAACAAUAAGUAAUGUUCGAUCCUCCACAACAGCAAUUACCACCUAAAAUUAUUGACUUUCCUACCCUCUUUCUUCUUCUCCUCACUAAUAAGUAGAUAACUCCAAACAAAUGAUAACCCGUAGCUAGCUAACUAAUCAACCAAUUAACGAGAACUAAGCCAUUACUUAGGUCCUGUAAUUUUUCUUUUGAAAAAAAGUACUUACAGAAAAGUAGACGUGGUGAUGAGGGAUGGAUGUCAUCCUUCCUGCAAGCCAAAUAUAUAUCUAGCCCGAUUAUUUACAUAUUUAUGUACUUACAUACACUGGCUUAAAAGGAGGGGGCUUUUCCCUCCGGGGAGGACGAUUCAGUUUUCAUUUCACCAAAAAAACUAUACCCAAACCUUGUGUGAAGUGCAAUUCGUACGUAUUAUUUUUUAUCAAUUUGUGACAAGAGAAUAAAAUGGUGAACGAGAACAUGAACGUCCGACCGAAGAAGAUGUGGUGAUCACUAAAAAACGAACUAACUUAUUAACUUAGCCAUAUUUAUAGACGGUUAUCUUGUUAUAAUUAUUGUUAUUAUUAUUGAUUAGUGUGUGAUGAUAAAUUCUAGUACUUACAUAAUUGCCAUAAUAAUUAAUAAUAAUAAUGAGGAGGAGGAAACUAGUGCUAAAAAAAUUAGAUAAUAUGGUGGUCGUCCUGCAAAAUGCCAUAACACAUCACACGAUGGAAGAAAUCAAUUUACGCAGGCAAAAAAAGUGGGGGUGUUCUUUUCUUAAUUUUUUGCGAAAAAAAUAACAAGCCGUGAUUUACAAGGGUUAUUAUUAUCACUUUGAUUUUAAAGAACAACUUGAUUUUGGGGACAUGUCACACAGUCAGAUUUUUUGUUUGUGGGGGUGACACGAACGGGAAGGAAGGAACCCUUGCGUGGAGAGGAAAGUAUUUAGCAAAAUGGGAGAAAUACAUACAUACAUAAAUACUAAAAAAACUACUCUUGGGUUGGGUCAGAUUUUAAUAAGUGUUCAAUGAAUUUAAGGAGUACAUAUUAUGAUUAUAUAUUAAAAAAGAAAGUUUGAUGAUCUUGAUGAUGAUGACGAUGUGAAAUGAAAUAGCCUCCGAUAGCUCACCAAAAGUUGGCUUUCUGUUCAAUAAUAAAAACAACUCUUUGAUAAUAAACAUG
Messenger RNA from Folsomia candida, 7676 nucleotides. RefSeq names its product plasma membrane calcium-transporting ATPase 2 (gene PMCA). The coding region runs from base 734 to 4318 and encodes 1194 amino acids. The record is from RefSeq and is a predicted model, not a curated record. Gene Ontology annotation, biological process: regulation of cytosolic calcium ion concentration; calcium ion transmembrane transport. Gene Ontology annotation, cellular component: intracellular membrane-bounded organelle; membrane. The transcript has 24 exons. Lineage: Eukaryota; Metazoa; Arthropoda; Collembola; Entomobryomorpha; Isotomidae. Gene Ontology annotation, molecular function: ATP binding; P-type calcium transporter activity; ATP hydrolysis activity.